AUGACAGCCACCCAAGGGAAAGAAACCCGCGCCCGCGCCCUUCCCGCAAGGGAAGGCCGGUGCCACAAAGAAGGCUGCAAAGGUAUGUUCCACUCCAUUACUGCCCUAAAUCCCCUUCUCGAGAAACGUUCCCGAAACUUCGGCAUCGGUCAAGACAUCCAACCCAAGCGCAACCUCUCUCGCAUGGUCAAAUGGCCCGAAUAUAUCCGUCUGCAACGCCAGAAGAAGAUCCUCAACAUGCGUCUCAAAGUCCCCCCUGCGAUCGCGCAGUUCCAGAACACCCUUGACCGCAACACGGCCGCCCAGGCAUUUAAGCUGCUCAACAAGUACCGACCUGAGACCAAGGUUCAGAAAAAAGAGCGCCUGCACAAGGAAGCCACUGCCGUGCAGGAGGGUAAGAAAAAGGAGGACGUGAGCAAGAAACCCUAUGCCGUCAAGUACGGGCUCAACCACGUUGUCGGGCUCAUCGAGUCCAAGAAAGCCUCUCUCGUCCUGAUCCCUAAUGACGUCGACCCCAUCGAACUGGUCGUCUUCCUCCCCGCACUGUGCCGCAAGAUGGGCGUCCCCUACGCCAUCAUCAAGGGCAAGGCCCGUCUGGGGACGGUCGUGCACAAGAAGACCGCCGCUGUUCUCGCAAUCACGGAGGUCAAGGGCGAGGACAAGUCCGAGUUGAGCAAGCUUGUCAACGCCAUCAACGAGGGUUAUGCCAACAAGUAUGAGGAGCACCGCCGACACUGGGGUGGUGGCAUCAUGGGUGUCAAGGCCCAGGCUAGGGAGACCAAGAAGAGAAAGGCCGUGGAGAGCGCGAUCAAGAUCUAA
Messenger RNA from Cladophialophora yegresii CBS 114405, 819 nucleotides. Its product is annotated as 60S ribosomal protein L8-B. Gene Ontology annotation, cellular component: ribonucleoprotein complex. NCBI's taxonomy places the organism in Eukaryota, Fungi, Ascomycota, Eurotiomycetes, Chaetothyriales, Herpotrichiellaceae. The record is from RefSeq and is a predicted model, not a curated record. The coding region runs from base 1 to 819 and encodes 272 amino acids. The transcript is spliced from 4 exons. Gene Ontology annotation, biological process: ribosome biogenesis.